This is a messenger RNA of Episyrphus balteatus (marmalade hoverfly), 3052 nucleotides long. RefSeq names its product pyridoxal-dependent decarboxylase domain-containing protein 1. Gene Ontology annotation, biological process: carboxylic acid metabolic process. The coding region runs from base 278 to 2695 and encodes 805 amino acids. The record is from RefSeq and is a predicted model, not a curated record. Gene Ontology annotation, cellular component: intracellular membrane-bounded organelle. The transcript is spliced from 9 exons. Gene Ontology annotation, molecular function: pyridoxal phosphate binding; carbon-carbon lyase activity. NCBI's taxonomy places the organism in Eukaryota, Metazoa, Arthropoda, Insecta, Diptera, Syrphidae.
AAACGUCAAAAGAAAAAAAAAAAACCAAAAGCAAAAAAAAUUCGCUAAAAAACCAACUGAACAAACAGAAAAAAUAAUAAAAUUUUAUUUACUUCCCCGUUUGUAGUGGACACGAAUCAUUUUAAUCAAAAAAUAAAUCUUUAAACUCAAAAUAAACACCAACAUUAAAUAACUUUACUUUUGAUCCGUGGCCAAAUAAUUAUUAGUCACAAAAAUAAUCGUCAAACAAAACAAUAUUAAAAAAAAGACGAUAAGACUAGGUAUAAUUUGGUAAAAAAUGUCCGGCGACGAAGAGGCCAACGUAAUCGAUGAGAAAAAACAAGAAGAAAAAGUCGUCGCAGAAAUUGCUGCGUCAAGUAUUCGUUCUGGUUUAGCUGAAUUAGAAUUGAAGACGUCACAAGUUCUUCAAAGACUUGAAAAUGUCCGCACAGAACCUCCUGCGUCCAAUGAAACAUCCGACACAACUCAACAACAACUGUCAACUCUCCUCGAGGGCGACCGCAAACCUCCAUCCGAGAUUUUGCGUUCCCUCGAAAUUCUUAUUGCUUAUUCAGAAUCAGAGGAUGAUCCAGAAUUCCCUCUGCCAGCUUUGGAUGAUGUUUCACAUCUGGCAUUGAUCUCUCACAGUAUUAUUGCCUACAUGAGUCACUUGGAUAGACAACAUCUGCUCCGAGUGACUGGCCACAUUGCUGGCGACACAACUCGAUGGUUGUGUAGUUUGUUUCGAUUUAUUGAUGGCGCCACAAGCUAUCACACUGACAAUGCUGAUGCCACAUUGAGAACAGUUCGAUUGGCAAUUGUCUCGAGGUGUCCUGGAUAUUUGGAAGGUGGAAUACCAGCUUUGGCUAAUCCAUGUUUCUAUAUCUCGGAGAAUACCACUCCAAUGAGGCUACAGUAUGCUUGUAGACAAUUGGGAAUCCCUCUCGAGGCGAUUCGAUUGAUUCCAUCGACUUCGAGUCAAGGGACGAUGGAUUUGAAUCUCUUGCAGAAGCAAGUUCAGGCUGAUUUGAAUGCCAAUCGGACACCUUUGUUGGUUAUUGCUGAUGUGGGAUCUUCGGUUUGUGGGUAUGUUGACAUUCUGACGAGGAUGAAGGACAUUUGUAAGGCGAAUAAUAUUUGGUUGCAUGCAACUGGCCAUGGAUUGGCUUCGUUAGUUUGCACUCAAGGACCUGGUUCAAUAAGUUCAGUUGUGGAUUCGAUAGUUUUGAAUUUGGGAUUUUGGUUGGGUGUACCAAGUCUCCCAAUUGCUCUUUUACAUCGACAAAUGCAAAAUAGUGCUCUGACAGCUUUUGAAUCAGAUCCAAUUGUUUCAAAGAGAUUAAAUUCAUUGGCAUUGUGGACAAGUUUACAAGCACUUGGUAGAGAAACAAUUGCUGAGAAAAUUCAUGUUGCAUUCCAGACAUGUAGUAUUUUACAUGAGAUAUCAUCAAAGUGUGAGGGUAUUAGAGUUGUGAGUCGCGCUCCUGGUGGUCAAGCUGGAAUCAACCUAAUCGACAUUGUUAACAAACCAUUAGAUGUUAACGUUCUUUUCGAAACGGCUACAUCGGUUGUGGUAUUCCAAUUUGACGGAAGCCUCAAUCCAACAUCAGCAAAAGAUCAACAAGAUCUUAAUUCAACAUCAUCAUCCUCGGAUGCUAAAGGUGCCUCAUAUAACAAAACAGUAGAAAAACUAACGAAUGCCUCAUACUACGAUCGUCUAAAUUCGUGGUUGGGACAAAUUAUACAGAGGGAUUGUCCAAAUUUCGACUUUGAAAUAAUCGAACAUGGAGUUCAUGGCACUUGUAUUCGAUAUUGUCCCCUAGAAUUGGGUCUCGGUGAACAACCACCAUCGGCAGAGAAUUUGGAAAAUUUUGCUCAAAGCUUAGAAUCUCACGUGGAUAUUCUUCGGGCAACAAUUCGACACAAAGCUACCUUUAUUCGUUUAGUAGAGAAGAGUGAUGUUUUACGUAUUGUCAAUUUGCCCGAUUGGGCUGGUAUGGGUGGUGUUAGAUUUGUGCCUGAAGGUUGGGAAUCAUUACUCACAGAUCAGGCUAAAACAGAAUUAAAUAAGUUAAAUGCUGAUCUUGUCGAAGCUCUAAAGUCUACAGAUAAUGCCUUUUCUCUUGGCGAAGGUACUGAUGGUUUGAUUUGUGUACGAUUUGGUAUGGUCACCCAUGACACAGAUGUCGAAGAAUUACUUGAUCUGGUUGUGUCGGUUGGUAAAAGUGUCCAAGAGAAUUCAAGGGUAUUAGACACUAUGUCGGAAAUUGUUAAGAAGGGCAUUGAAGCAGCAACAGCUGAUCUCCAACGUGAGUCCGAUGAGAAACUCUGGCAGGAGGGUAUCCUUCGUCAUGUGCCAGUAGUUGGACGAAUGGUAAACUGGUGGUCACCACCCAUUAAAGAAUCUGGCAUUAAAGGAAGAAGUUUGAAUCUAACACAAGGUGUUGUCGAAAGCACAGAAAAUAUUUACAAAUACCACAUGCAAAUGACGGGUGCACCUAAUCAACUUCCUGCCAACAAAUCACCGCCAACGCCAAUGGUUCAGACGCCAGUAGGUGCUCCAACAGCACCACCAAAUUUUGCCACUCCAACAUCGGCAAAUCACUCAAGAACUGUGAGUCAAAGUAGUGGCGCUUCAUCGUCUGCUCCCGAAUUAGUAGCAGUAACUCCAGCUGCUGCUCUUUCUGCUACUGCUACUGCGACGACAAAUAAUUAAUAAAAAAAAAAUACAAAAAUUUCUUUUUUCCAAUAGUGCAUAUAUUAUAUUAUACCUAUAUUAUUAUAAAUAACAAAAAAAAAAAGCAGAAAAAAUACAAUUAUUUAAUCAUACAUAGCUCUAGAAUGAAAUAUUUAACAUAAAACAAAAAAAAAGUGUUUUUCUGGCAUUAUAAUUUUUUGUUGUCCUCUCUUUUUUUUUAAUAGUUAAAAUUUAAAAAAAAUACAUAAACAAAUAAAAAUAAAACAAUAGAAAAUCAAUUUCUUAAUUUAUUUAAACGAAAAAUCUAAAAAUUUAUUGAAAAGAUACAAAAUUGUUCCAUAAUUGCGCGGCAAGGUAUUGAAUAUUAAAAAAACA